Molecule: messenger RNA, 390 nt
Organism: Colletotrichum godetiae
Lineage: Eukaryota; Fungi; Ascomycota; Sordariomycetes; Glomerellales; Glomerellaceae
Exons: 1
Coding region: 6-239 (77 amino acids)
Source: RefSeq, a predicted model, not a curated record
UGCGGAUGAACGUGGAGAGUUGUAAAUCAAUAGUUGUGAUAUUAUUAGGAGCGUGUGUUGGAUUGUCGAGACCAACUGGGCUGGACUGGCUGGCGAAAGCCGCGAAAGCAAAGCGCGUUUGCAUGACAAGGGGGGCGUUCUGGAGGCCUAUUAACCCAGAACAGCGGCCAACUCCACACGAACCGAUCAAAUCCUCGCUCACCCACACCAUCGCUCCACGACAUUCAGGGCAGUGCUAGCCAGGUAUCUUUCCGCCUGUCGUGUCGGUAAAAGGUACCUUUCGCCCACUGUUGUCUCUGCCUUCGGGUACCUGACUUUCAUCCAGUCCGCAUUCCUACCUGGGUGGUGGAGGCAAGGUACCUGGCAGUCAUCCCCCGUAUGCGGCAACCA